Molecule: messenger RNA, 11043 nt
Organism: Strongylocentrotus purpuratus (purple sea urchin)
Lineage: Eukaryota; Metazoa; Echinodermata; Echinoidea; Camarodonta; Strongylocentrotidae
Exons: 5
Coding region: 1-11043 (3680 amino acids)
Molecular function (GO): protein binding
Source: RefSeq, a predicted model, not a curated record
AUGGUCUGGGACAAAGAAUACCAAGGUAAUCAAUCACCCUUUUUUCAAGAAUAUAGACGUUUAGAGAAUGUAGGAGUUUUUAAACUCAAGGCAAAUGCAUUUUCAUUUCUAAAUAUAGCUAGAGAGAAUACACAUACCGAUAGAGAAGACAGAAUGAACAUGGCGCUUUCUACAGCGGUGAAGGACGGUGAUCUUGUAAAGACAAGGUCUAUUCUGGAAGACGAGACAGGUGAUACUAACCUAGUAAUGCUACGCAGUGUGGAUUCCGAUGGAAAGACACCCCUCCACAUCGCUUCAGAAGAAGGACAUAUUGACCUCGUGAAAUAUAUGAUCGAUUUGGGGGCGGAUAUAGAAAAGAAAAGUAGAAGUGGCGACGCCCCUCUUCACUAUGCGUCUCGGAGUGGUCGCCAGAAUGUUGCUCAAUAUCUCAUCGGGAAAGGAGCAGAUACCAAUAUUGGUAAUAGCAAUGGCUAUACACCUCUCCAUCUUGCUUCGGAGGAGGACCAUGUUGGUGUUGUAGAAUGUUUAGUGAAAUCUGGAGCAGAUAUAAACAAAGUUUCAUGUGAUGGUUCUACACCCCUUUAUACUUCAGCAAGAAAGGGUCGUCUUGAUGUGGUGAAAUAUCUCAUAACUCGGGGAGCAGAUAUGACAUUGAAGGGAUAUGAAGGUAAAACUGCUCUUAGUACUGCGGCUUCCUGUGGUCAUCUCGAUGUAGUUAAAUAUCUCUUAACUGAAGGUGCAAAUAUCAACAUGGAUGACAACAGCAAGUACACACCACUUCACGCGGCAUCAAAAGAGGGCCAUCUUUAUGUUGUAGAAUAUCUAGUGAAUGCAGGAGCCGACAUCAAUGAAUCAUCUCUAAAUGGUUACACUCCGCUGUCAACCGCAUUUAUAGAGGGACAUCGGGGUAUUGUUGAGUUUCUUAUGAUUAAGGAAGCAGACAUUGGCAACAGAGAUUACGUCAGUCCACUUGUGCUUUCCAAAGCAUCAUCAGAGGGCGACCUCGAUGCUGUAAGGUAUAUAAUAACUAAAGGGGGAAACUUCGAACUGGGAGAUAGAAAUGGUUUCACACCACUUCAUCACGCGUCACAGAAUGGUCAUCUCCACGUUGUUGAAUGCCUGGUGGAUGCAGGAGCAAAUGUCAACAAAUCAUCCAAUAACGGACACGCACCUCUCUAUACUGCAUUGAUUAAAGGUCACCUUGACAUUGUAAAAUAUCUUAUCCUUACAUCGGCAGAUAUUGGGAUCAGAGAUGACAUCGGCACAAACGCAAUUAGUCAUGCGUUUAUUUAUGGGCAUCUCGAUGUUUUAAAAUAUCUCAUCGGUAAAGUUGAUGACCUUGAUAGGUGUGAUGUUGAUGGUAACACACCUCUUUAUCUUGCAUCAAAUAUAGGCCUUCUCGAACUUGUUGAGUGCAUCGCGAAAAAAGGAGCAGAUAUGAACAAUGCAUCUAGACAUGAUGGUGUCACGCCCCUCUACGCCGCUUCACAAGGAGGCUAUCUCGAGGUAGUUGAGUGCCUCGUGAAUAAAGGAGCAGAUGUGAACAAAGCAUCAGGACAUGAUAAUGUCACGCCCUUCUACGCCGCUUCACAAGGAGGCUAUCUCGAGGUAGUUGAAUGCCUCGUGAAUAAAGGAGCAGAUGUGAACAAAGCAUCAGGACAUGAUGGUCUCACGCCUCUCUACGCCGCUUCACAAGGAGACUAUCUCGAGGUAGUUGAAUGCCUCGUGAAUAAAGGAGCAGAUGUGAACAAAGCAUCAGGACAUGAUGGUCUCACGCCUCUCUACGCCGCUUCACAAGGAGGCUAUCUUGAGGUAGUUGAAUGCCUCGUGAAUAAAGGAGCAGAUGUGAACAUAGCAUCAGGACAUGAUGGUCUCACGCCUCUCUACGCCGCUUCACAAGGAGGCUAUCUCGAGGUAGUUGAAUGCCUCGUGAAUCAAGGAGCAGAUGUGAACAAAGCAUCAGGACAUGAUGGUCUCACGCCUCUCUACGCCGCUUCACAAGGAGGCUAUCUCGAGGUAGUUGAAUGCCUCGUGAAUAAAGGAGCAGAUGUGAAAAAAGCAUCAGGACAUGAUGGUCUCACGCCUCUCUACGCCGCUUCACAAGGAGGCUAUCUCGAGGUAGUUGAAUGCCUCGUGAAUCAAGGAGCAGAUGUGAACAAAGCAUCAGGACAUGAUGGUCUCACGCCUCUCUACGCCGCUUCACAAGGAGGCUAUCUCGAGGUAGUUGAGUGCCUCGUGAAUAAAGGAGCAGAUGUGAACAAAGCAUCAGGACAUCAUGGUACACCGUUACAUGGAGCAACGGAAGGGGAACAUAUACUAGUUGUGAAAUACCUCAUGUCUAACGGGACAGAUCUAAAUACAUGUUGUGCUGAUGAUAAUAACUAUACCCUUCUUCAUAUUGCUGCAAAGACAUGUCACCUUGAUAUUGUUGAAUGUCUCGUAAAUGCAGGGGCAGAUGUAAACAAAGUCUCACACGAUGGUUACGCACCACUGGGCAUAGCAUUACGUUAUGAACAACGGGAAAUAGCAGAAUUUCUCAUGGCAAAGGAAGCAGAUCUGGGACGUACUGAUACUUGCAAUAAUAUCCUCCAAAAUGCAACUUCCAAGGGUAAUAUCGAUGCUGUAACAUAUAUCAUACGUAAAGGAGUUGACGUUAAUACCAGUGAUGAAUAUGGUUUUACAUCCCUCUAUUACGCGACACGAAACGGACAUAUUGAUGUUGUUAAAUGUCUGGUGAAUGCAGGAGCUGAUGUCAAGAAAGCAGCAAAGAAUGGCGAGAAAUCUCUCUAUACGGCGUCAUAUAAAGGUCAUGUAGACAUUGUAAAAUAUCUAAUUUCUAAAGGCGCCAACCCAAAUUGUGUUGAAAACGAUGGUUAUACACCACUGUACAUUGCCUCACAAGAGGGUCAUCUAGAUGCUGUUAAAUGUUUAGUAAAUGCAGGAGCUCAUGUCAAGAAAGCAGCAACGAAUGGCGCGACACCUCUUUAUGCGGCAUCAUCUAAUGGUACAGUAGACAUUGUAAAAUGUCUCAUUUCUAAAGGGGCCGACCCGAAUUCGGUUGAUACCUAUAGUUAUACGCCCCUGUACAUUGCAUCACAAAAGGGCAAUCUUGAUGUUGUUGAAUGUCUAGUGAAUGCAGGAGCUGAUGUAAACAAAGCGAUAAAGAAUGGCGCGACACCUCUUCAUGCAGCAUCAUCUAACGGUAUAGUAGACAUUGUACAAUGUCUCAUUUCUAAAGGGGCCAACACAAAUUCGGUUGAUAAUGAUGGUUUUUCACCCCUGUACAUUGCCUCACGUGAGGGUCAUCUUAAUGUUGUUGAGUUUCUUGUGAAUGCAGGAGCUGAUGUCAAGAAAGCAUCACAGGAUGGCGCCACACCUCUUCAUGCAGCAUCAUCUAAUGGUGAAGUAGACAUUGCAAAAUGUCUCAUUUCUAAAGGAGCCAACAUGAAUUCGGUUUAUAACGAGGAUUUUACACCCCUCUACGCCGCUUCACAAGGAGGCUAUCUCGAGGUAGUUGAGUGCCUCGUGAAUAAAGGAGCAGAUGUGAACAAAGCAUCAGGACAUGAUGGUGUCACGCCCGUCUACGCCGCUUCACAAGGAGGCUAUCUCGAGGUAGUUGAAUGCCUCGUGAAUAAAGGAGCAGAUGUGAACAAAGCAUCAGGAAAUGAUGGUCUCACGCCUCUCUACGCCGCUUCACAAGGAGGCUAUCUCGAGGUAGUUGAGUGCCUCGUGAAUAAAGGAGCAGAUGUGAACAAAGCAUCAGGACAUGGUGGUCUCACGCCUCUCUUCGCCGCUUCACAAGGAGGCUAUCUCGGGGUAGUUGAGUGCCUAGUGAAUAAAGGAGCAGAUGUGAACAAAGCAUCAGGACGUGAUGGUCUCACGCCUCUCUACGCCGCUUCACACGGAGGCUAUCUCGGGGUAGUUGAGUGCCUCGUGAAUAAAGGAGCAGAUGUGAACAAAGCAUCAGGACAUCAUGGUACACCGUUACAUGGAGCAACGGAAGGGGGACAUAUACUAGUUGUGAAAUACCUCAUGUCUAACGGGACAGAUCUAAAUACAUGCUGUGCUGAUGAUAAUAACUAUACCCUUCUUCAUAUUGCUUCAAAGACAUGUCACCUUGAUAUUGUUGAAUGUCUCGUAAAUGCAGGGGCAGAUGUAAACAAAGUAUCACACGAUGGUUACGCACCACUGGGCAUAGCAUUACGUUAUGAACAACGGGAAAUAGCAGAAUUUCUCAUGGCAAAGGAAGCAGAUCUGGGACGUACUGAUACUUGCAAUAAUAUCCUUCAAAAUGCAACUUCCAAGGGUAAUAUCGAUGCUGUAAAAUAUAUCAUACGUAAAGGAGUUGAUGUUAAUACUAGUGAUGAAUGUGGUUUUACAUCCCUCUAUUACGCGACACGAAACGGACAUAUUGAUGUUGUUAAAUGUCUGGUGAAUGCAGGAGCUGAUGUCAAGAAAGCAGCAAAGAAUGGCGAGAAAUCUCUCUAUACGGCGUCAUAUAAAGGUCAUGUAGACAUUGUAAAAUAUCUAAUUUCUAAAGGCGCCAACCCAAAUUGUGUUGAAAACGAUGGUUAUACACCACUGUACAUUGCCUCACAAGAGGGUCAUCUAGAUGCUGUUAAAUGUUUAGUAAAUGCAGGAGCUCAUGUCAAGAAAGCAGCAACGAAUGGCGCGACACCUCUUUAUGCGGCAUCAUCUAAUGGUACAGUAGACAUUGUAAAAUGUCUCAUUUCUAAAGGGGCCGACCCGAAUUCGGUUGAUACCUAUAGUUAUACGCCCCUGUACAUUGCAUCACAAAAGGGCAAUCUUGAUGUUGUUGAAUGUCUAGUGAAUGCAGGAGCUGAUGUAAACAAAGCGAUAAAGAAUGGCGCGACACCUCUUCAUGCAGCAUCAUCUAACGGUAUAGUAGACAUUGUACAAUGUCUCAUUUCUAAAGGGGCCAACUCGAAUUCGGUUGAUAACUAUAGUUAUACACCACUGUACAUUGCCUCACAAACGGGCAUCCUUGAUGUUGUUGAAUUUCUAUUGAAUGCAGGAGCUGAUGUAAACAAAGCAAUAAAGAAUGGCAUGACACCUCUUUACGCGGCGUCAUCUAAUGGUGCAGUAGACAUUGUACAAUGUCUCAUUUCUAAAGGGGCCAACACAAAUUCGGUUGAUAAUGAUGGUUUUUCACCCCUGUACAUUGCCUCACGUGAGGGUCAUCUUAAUGUUGUUGAGUUUCUUGUGAAUGCAGGAGCUGAUGUCAAGAAAGCAUCACAGGAUGGCGCCACACCUCUUCAUGCAGCAUCAUCUAAUGGUGAAGUAGACAUUGCAAAAUGUCUCAUUUCUAAAGGAGCCAACAUGAAUUCGGUUUAUAACGAGGAUUUUACACCCCUCUACGCCGCUUCACAAGGAGGCUAUCUCGGGGUAGUUGAGUGCCUCGUGAAUAAAGGAGCAGAUGUGAACAAAGCAUCAGGACAUGAUGGUGUCACGCCCGUCUACGCCGCUUCACAAGGAGGCUAUCUCGAGGUAGUUGAAUGCCUCGUGAAUAAAGGAGCAGAUGUGAACAAAGCAUCAGGAAAUGAUGGUCUCACGCCUCUCUACGCCGCUUCACAAGGAGGCUAUCUCGAGGUAGUUGAGUGCCUCGUGAAUAAAGGAGCAGAUGUGAACAAAGCAUCAGGACAUGGUGGUCUCACGCCUCUCUUCGCCGCUUCACAAGGAGGCUAUCUCGGGGUAGUUGAGUGCCUAGUGAAUAAAGGAGCAGAUGUGAACAAAGCAUCAGGACAUGAUGGUCUCACGCCUCUCUACGCCGCUUCACACGGAGGCUAUCUCGGGGUAGUUGAGUGCCUCGUGAAUAAAGGAGCAGAUGUGAACAAAGCAUCAGGACAUCAUGGUACACCGUUACAUGGAGCAACGGAAGGGGGACAUAUACUAGUUGUGAAAUACCUCAUGUCUAACGGGACAGAUCUAAAUACAUGCUGUGCUGAUGAUAAUAACUAUACCCUUCUUCAUAUUGCUUCAAAGACAUGUCACCUUGAUAUUGUUGAAUGUCUCGUAAAUGCAGGGGCAGAUGUAAACAAAGUAUCACACGAUGGUUACGCACCACUGGGCAUAGCAUUACGUUAUGAACAACGGGAAAUAGCAGAAUUUCUCAUGGCAAAGGAAGCAGAUCUGGGACGUACUGAUACUUGCAAUAAUAUCCUCCAAAAUGCAACUUCCAAGGGUAAUAUCGAUGCUGUAAAAUAUAUCAUACGUAAAGGAGUUGAUGUUAAUACUAGUGAUGAAUGUGGUUUUACAUCCCUCUAUUACGCGACACGAAACGGACAUAUUGAUGUUGUUAAAUGUCUGGUGAAUGCAGGAGCUGAUGUCAAGAAAGCAGCAAAGAAUGGCGAGAAAUCUCUCUAUACGGCGUCAUAUAAAGGUCAUGUAGACAUUGUAAAAUAUCUAAUUUCUAAAGGCGCCAACCCAAAUUGUGUUGAAAACGAUGGUUAUACACCACUGUACAUUGCCUCACAAGAGGGUCAUCUAGAUGCUGUUAAAUGUUUAGUAAAUGCAGGAGCUCAUGUCAAGAAAGCAGCAACGAAUGGCGCGACACCUCUUUAUGCGGCAUCAUCUAAUGGUACAGUAGACAUUGUAAAAUGUCUCAUUUCUAAAGGGGCCGACCCGAAUUCGGUUGAUACCUAUAGUUAUACGCCCCUGUACAUUGCAUCACAAAAGGGCAAUCUUGAUGUUGUUGAAUGUCUAGUGAAUGCAGGAGCUGAUGUAAACAAAGCGAUAAAGAAUGGCGCGACACCUCUUCAUGCGGCAUCAUCUAAUGGUACAGUAGACAUUGUAAAAUGUCUCAUUUCUAAAGGGGCCGACCCGAAUUCGGUUAAUACCUAUAGUUAUACGCCCCUGUACAUUGCAUCACAAAAGGGCAAUCUUGAUGUUGUUGAAUUUCUAUUGAAUGCAGGAGCUGAUGUAAACAAAGCAAUAAGGAAUGGCAUGACACCUCUUUACGCGGCGUCAUCUAAUGGUGCAGUAGACAUUGUAAAAUGUCUAAUUUCUAAAGGGGCCAACACAAAUUCGGUUGAUAACGAUGGUUUUACACCCCUGUACAUUGCCUCACGUGAAGGUCAUCUUAAUGUUGUUGAGUUUCUUGUGAAUGCAGGAGCUGAUGUCAAGAAAGCAUCACAGGAUGGCGCCACACCUCUUCAUGCAGCAUCAUCUAAUGGUGAAGUAGACAUUGCAAAAUGUCUCAUUUCUAAAGGAGCCAACCUGAAUUCGGUUUAUAACGAUGGUUUAACACCUCUGUUCAUUGCCUCACGUGAGGGUCAUCUUAAUGUUGUUGAAUUUCUUGUAAAUGCAGGAGCUGAUGUCAAGAAAGCAUCACAGGAUGGCGCCACAUCUCUUCAUGCAGCAUCAUCUAAUGGUGAAGUAGACAUUGCAAAAUGUCUCAUUUCUAAAGGAGCCAACCUGAAUUCGGUUUAUAAAGAUGGUUUAACACCCCUGUUCAUUGCCUCACUUGAGGGUCAUCUUAAUAUUGUUGAAUGUCUAGUGAGUGCAGGAGCUGAUGUAAACAAAGCAAUAAAGAUUGGCAUGACACCUCUUUACGCGGCGUCAUCUAAUGGUGCAGUAGACAUUGUAAAAUGCCUAAUUUCUAAAGGGGCCAACACAAAUUCGGUUGAUAACGAUGGUUUCACACCCCUGUACAUUGCCUCACGUAAGGGUCAUCUUAAUGUUGUUGAGUUUCUUGUGAAUGCAGGAGCUGAUGUCAAGAAAGCAUCACAGGAUGGCGCCACACCUCUUCAUGCAGCAUCAUCUAAUGGUACAGUAGACAUUGUAAAAUGUCUCAUUUCUAAAGGGGCCGACCCGAAUUCGGUUGAUACCUAUAGUUAUACGCCCCUGUACAUUGCAUCACAAAAGGGCAAUCUUGAUGUUGUUGAAUUUCUAUUGAAUGCAGGAGCUGAUGUAAACAAAGCAAUAAGGAAUGGCAUGACACCUCUUUACGCGGAGUCAUAUAAUGGUGCAGUAGACAUUGUAAAAUGUCUAAUUUCUAAAGGAGCCAACCUGAAUUCGGUUGAUAACGAUGGUUUUACACCCCUGUACAUUGCCUCACGUGAGGGUCAUCUUAAUGUUGUUGAGUUUCUCGUGAAUGCAGGAGCUGAUGUCAAGAAAGCAUCACAGGAUGGCGCCACAUCUCUUCAUGCAGCAGCAUGUAAUGGUGCAUUAGACAUUGCAAAAUGUCUCAUUUCUAAAGGAGCCAACCUGAAUUCGGUUUAUAACGAUGGUUUAACACCCCUGUUCAUUGCCUCACUUGAGGGUCAUCUUAAUAUUGUUGAAUGUCUAGUGAAUGCAGGAGCUGAUGUAAACAAAGCAAUAAAGAAUGGCAUGACACCUCUUUACGCGGCGUCAUCUAAUGGUGCAGUAGACAUUGUAAAAUGCCUAAUUUCUAAAGGGGCCAACACAAAUUCGGUUGAUAACGAUGGUUUUACACCCCUGUACAUUGCCUCACGUGAGGGUCAUCUUAAUGUUGUUGAGUUUCUUGUGAAUGCAGGAGCUGAUGUCGAGAAAGCAUCACAGGAUGGCGCCACACCACUUUAUGCAGCAUCAUCUAAUGGUAAAGUAGACAUUGCAAAAUGUCUCAUUUCUAAAGGAGCCAACAUGAAUUCGGUUAAUAACAAUGGGUCUACACCCCUGUGCAUUGCCUCACAAGAGGGUUAUCCGCAGGUUGUCGAAUGUCUCGUGACUGCAGGAGCUGAUGCGAACAAAGCAGCAAAGAAUGGCACGACACCUCUUUAUGUGGCAUCAGGUAAAGGUCAUGUAGACAUUGUGAACUAUCUAAUAUCUCAAGGAGCAAACCCGAAUUCAGUUGUAAACAAUGGUCGUACACCCAUGUACCUUGCCUCAGAAGAGGGUCAUCUUGAUGUUGUUGAAUGUCUAGUGAAUGCAGGAGCUGAUGUAAACAUAGCAGCAGAGGAUGGCAGGACACCUCUUCAUGUGGCGUCAGGUAAAGGCCAUGCAGAUAUUGUAAAAUAUCUCAUUUCUCAAAGAGCGAACGCAAAUUCGGUUACAAACACUGGUCGUACACCCCUGUACCUUGCCUCAGAAGUGGGUCAUCUCGAUGUUGUUGACUUUCUAGUGGAUGCAGAAGCUGAUGUGGAGAAAGCAACGGAUAAAGGUUGGACACCUUUUCAUGUGGCAUCAGCGAACCCGAAUUCGGUUAAUAACAAUGGUUCUACACCCAUGUGCAUUGCCUCACAAGAGGGUCAUCUCCAGGUUGUCAAAUGUCUAGUGAAUGCAGGAGCUGAUGCGAACAAAGCAGCAAAGAAUGGCACGACACCUCUUUAUGUGGCAUCAGGUAAAGGUCAUGUAGAUAUUGUAACAUAUCUCAUUUGUCAAGGAGCAAACCCGAACUCGGUUAAAAACAAUGGUCAAACACCCCUGUACCUUGCCUCUAUAGAGGGUCAGCUUCAGGUUGUCGAAUGUCUGGUGAAGGCAGGAGCUGAUGUGAACAAAGCAACGGAUGAAGGUUUGACACCUCUUCGAGCUGCGUCAAGUUUGGGUCAUGUAGACAUUGUAAAAUAUUUAAUUUCUCAAGAAGCGAACCCGAAUUCGGUUAAUAACAAUGGUUCUACACCCAUGUGCAUUGCCUCACAAGAGGGUCAUCUCCAGGUUGUCGAAUGUCUAGUGAAUGCAGGAGCUGAUGCGAACAAAGCAGCAAAGAAUGGCACGACACCUCUUUAUGUGGCAUCAGGUAAAGGUCAUGUAGACAUUGUAACAUAUCUCAUUUGUCAAGGAGCAAACCCGAACUCGGUUAAAAACAAUGGUCAAACACCCCUGCACCUUGCCUCUAUAGAGGGUCAGCUUCAGGUUGUCGAAUGUCUGGUGAAUGCAGGAGGAGAUGUAAACAAAGCAACACAGAAUGGCGUGGAACCACUUCAUCUGGCAUCAGGUAAAGGUCAUGCAGACAUUGUGAAAUAUCUAAUAUCUCAAGGAGCAAACCCGAAUUCAGUUGUAAACGAUGGUCGUACACCCAUGUACCUUGCCUCAGAAGAGGGUCAUCUUGAUGUUGUUGAAUGUCUAGUGAAUGCAGGAGCUGAUGUAAACAUAGCAGCAAAGGAAGGCAGGACACCUCUUCAUGUGGCGUCAGGUAAAGGCCAUGCAGAUAUUGUAAAAUAUCUCAUUUCUCAAAGAGCGAACGCAAAUUCGGUUACAAACACUGGUCGUACACCCCUGUACCUUGCCUCAGAAGUGGGUCAUCUCGAUGUUGUUGACUUUCUAGUGGAUGCAGAAGCUGAUGUGGAGAAAGCAACGGAUAAAGGUUGGACACCUUUUCAUGUGGCAUCAGGUAAAGGCCAUUCUUCUAUUGUAAUAUAUCUCAUUUGUCAACGAGCAAACCCGAACUCGGUUACAAACAAUGGUCGUACACCCCUUUACCUUGCCUCUUUAGAGGGUCAGCUUCAGGUUGUCGAAUGGCUAGUGAUCGCAGGAGCUGAUACGAACAAAGCAGCAAAGAAUGGCACGACACCGCUUCAUGUGGCAUCAGGUAGAGGUCAUGUAGAUAUUGUAAAAUAUCUCAUUUCUCAUGGAGCAAACCCGAACUCGGUAACAAACAAUGGUACAACAUCCCUGUAUAUGGCCUCUCAAAAGGGUCAUCUUGAUGUUGUUGAAUGUCUAGUAAAUGCAGGAGCUGAUGUCACGAAAGCAGCAACUGAUGGUGAUCUACCACUUCAGGCUGCUUCCCGUUGGGGCUACCUUGACAUUAUCAAAUAUCUCAUUACGAAAGGAGCAGAUAUCGCGGCACGUAAUAGUUUCGGUUGGACAGUUUCUCAUUUCGCAGCAGAUAAUGGUCAUUUAGGAUCAUUGGAAUAUUUCCUGAAAAACAGGACCAACGGUACAUCGGGAAAAGGUCACAAUGCACUUAAAGUGGGACUUCAGACCUUAAAAGGUGUCACGCCACUAAUGGCUUCCGUAAUGGGAGGACAUGUGGACUGCGCACGUCUGCUGCUAGAAAACAAUGCAGAUAUUGAGACAGAAGAUGCAGAAGGAUGGACAGCGCUUCAUUAUGCUGCAGCAAGGUAA